Messenger RNA from Lates calcarifer (barramundi perch), 1332 nucleotides. RefSeq names its product zinc finger protein 830 (gene znf830). Gene Ontology annotation, molecular function: zinc ion binding; nucleic acid binding. Gene Ontology annotation, biological process: nuclear DNA replication; mitotic DNA damage checkpoint signaling; mitotic DNA replication checkpoint signaling. Gene Ontology annotation, cellular component: spliceosomal complex; nucleus. The transcript has a single exon. The coding region runs from base 67 to 1092 and encodes 341 amino acids. The record is from RefSeq and is a predicted model, not a curated record. Lineage: Eukaryota; Metazoa; Chordata; Actinopteri; Centropomidae.
AGACACAGUUUUAACUUCCUCGCAGGCGAACGGCUAGCUAGCUAGCUCACGAGUUGUUUUCAAACAAUGGCAACCUCUAAGAAGGGGAAGAAAGUUGUAAAUCAAGAAGAACUGCGGCGCUUGAUGAGAGAAAAACAAAGACAAACUACAGACAAGAAGCGCGUCGAGUCUCCUUUCGCUAAAUACAACAGUCUCGGGCACCUCAGCUGUGUGCUGUGCGGUGUGCAGGUGAAGUCCGAGCUGCUGUGGCCGGCUCAUGUCCUCGGAAAACAGCACAAAGAGAAGGUUGCCGAGCUGAAGGGGGCGAAAAGUCAACCGGUGACCCCACAGAACCAGCCAGCCAAGAGGAAAGCACCGGACAGCGAGGACUUAAACGGGAAAAAGGCGAAACCAGCGCCCGGUACAGGCCAGUCUGCGUCAGGGCUGCCGGGAGAUUUCUUUGAGAGACCCAACGACAGGGGGGCUGUUUCCACUCAUAAAUCUGCAGGUUUGAGUCUCUUGGCUGGAGUCUAUGAUGAUAAUGAUGAUGAAGCUGAUGAUGAGGCAGGAACCACAAACCCGCCUCCUGAGAAGACUGAAGCUGCAGGACUACCCGCUGAUUUCUUUGACAGCUCCAUCCCACCCACACCCGCCGUCUCCCACUCUGGAUCCAUCCUCAAAGCAGAUACACAGGAGAAGAGUGCAGAAAAGAAGGACAACACGGCCGAGGCGCUGCCGGAGGGCUUCUUCGACGAUCCAAUCAGAGAUUGCAAAGUGCGCAACGUCGAUGCACCAAAAGAUCAAAUGGAUAAGGAGUGGGAAGAAUUUCAGAAGGAGAUACGGCAGGUAAACACGAAAUCAGAGGCCAUCGUGGCUGAGGACGACGAGGAGGGCCGCCUUGAACGUCAGAUCGACGAAAUCGAUGAACAGAUUGAGUGUUACAAGAGGGUCGAGCUGUUGAGAGACAAGCGCGAUGUGGUGAAAAGCAAGCCUCUGUUGAGGAGGGAGGAACAAAUGGAGACUGAUGGCAGCAUUGAGGAAGAAGAGGAGGAUGAGGAGGAGCUGCUGGGGCUCUUAUCCCGGGACUGGAGGGCUAAAGGGGCUCUGGCAUAAAUUUCUGAGAGAUGUUCUUGUCCAGAAAGCAUCUAAGAGAGGUGUUUGUUUGUACAAGUAUGUCAGAAAUAUGUAAAUAUACUUUGUUAAAAGAUCCUCAUUGCAUAAUUUUGUAUAUUUCAAACUGGAUUAAAUAUGAUGAGGUGAUGUGCAACAUUGUAGUGAAUUUAAAACUAACAUCAGAGGACAAGGCUGCACACUCCAUGUAUUAAAACACCAGACCACAACUUAAACCUUUAA